Messenger RNA from Morchella importuna, 810 nucleotides. RefSeq lists its product as uncharacterized. Lineage: Eukaryota; Fungi; Ascomycota; Pezizomycetes; Pezizales; Morchellaceae. Bases 1 to 810 code for a protein of 269 amino acids. The record is from RefSeq and is a predicted model, not a curated record. The transcript is spliced from 2 exons.
AUGCACUUCCUAAACCUCCUCCCCAUUGCCUUCCUCUGCAUGCUCACGCGGCUUGCCGUCGCUACCCCCGCCCCACUCAGGGGCAACCUCGAGAAGCGGCAAUGCAACCUAAACGGCUGCGAGUGCCUUCUCGGCAACCACCCGAGCCAGUACUGCUGGGAUGCGAAAUAUUUUUCCGUUUUAUCGCAAUGGGCCGCACAGCCAUCAACUUCGGCGCCGUCGUCUUUAUUUGGGACUUCGAAUUUCCGGCGCACCGAUAGGUCAAGAGUUGCGGAUUCGAGGGAGGGAAUUCCGAUGCAAAAUCUAACUCCGGCUGGAACUUCGGUGAGGCGUGGAGUUUCGCUGGGGCGUGGAGUCGCAAGCCAUAGUAAUAGCGCCUCCAGGCAAAGACGGAGAAGUUGUGGUAUGAGCUGGUUAUGCCUUGGCUUCGGCAGCAAUAGCGAACCAGGAGAACAUCCUGAACCACACCCGGGCGAGCAUUUGCACAACACUCGGCAAGAUAUUGGUGAUGAAGAUGAGGAGCCAAUCUUAGUGCCAGAUGAGGGGCCACUUCCUAAUCCUGCGCUGGAUCCUGCGCAGAACCCUUCGGCGAAUAUUGCGAGGCAGCUUCUUGUAAAGAGCGGCGAGAUUGAGGAGAUCUCGGGGCCCCCCACAGAUGCGCCAGGGCAAAGCAGUAAUGGUGGUAGACUGCCGGAAAUUCUUGAAGAAGUACCAGCAGAUGAUGGCGGAACUCAUCAGCUACAAGUCUCAUUGGUUUCACCAAUGUUCAGUUUCUCUAUGCCUUGCUGUCUCAUGGUGGUCCAUACUUGA